Messenger RNA from Spinacia oleracea (spinach), 2764 nucleotides. RefSeq names its product pentatricopeptide repeat-containing protein At5g67570, chloroplastic. The record is from RefSeq and is a predicted model, not a curated record. Lineage: Eukaryota; Viridiplantae; Streptophyta; Magnoliopsida; Caryophyllales; Amaranthaceae. The transcript is spliced from 9 exons. Gene Ontology annotation, cellular component: chloroplast. Bases 117 to 2630 code for a protein of 837 amino acids. Gene Ontology annotation, molecular function: protein binding. Gene Ontology annotation, biological process: chloroplast organization.
UGACAUAUUAUGUAUUGGUACUCAAGAUAUUGUAUUUGAGGUUUAGAAACCCUCCAAAAACCCUUCCGUUAUGUGCCACUCUUUUUUAGCUCCUCAUCCAAUUUCGUCCUGAAUAAAUGGAGGCUUUCGCCGGAGCUCCGGCACUUCCAAGUUACAAUUCCGUCGACCCACUCACCGAACAAAUCAAACAAAGACUCCUCAAAAAGGGGGUUUUCCCAACCCCUAAAAUCAUCCACACCCUCCGCAAAAAACACCGCCAAAAAUCCCUCCGCAAAUCCCCACACGAACCCCUCACCCAAUCCCAGAAAGAAACUUCAUCCCAUGAAGCUUACUUCCAAACCAUAUCUCAAGAAUAUAGAAGUUUCAACAAAUCAAUUGAUUCUAAAUCCAAGGGCUCCAAUUUGGUGGGAAAUCCAUGGGAACCUUUAGGCAAUGGAAAAUUUAAGGAAUUGGCAAGUGGGUAUGAGAAUUUUGGUGGAAAAUUGAAGCCUGAGAAGUUGAGGGAACUGGGUUUGAUUUUUGAAGAGAGAAAAGUUGAAACUUUAUCUCCAUUUCUGGACGAUGAUAUUGAAUUGGAAGAUGGUAUGUUCAAGGGUGAAAAUGCAAGUGAGUCAUUUGCUCAGCGUCGAGUUGAUGAAGUUGAGGCUAUUAGGAUUCUGGUUAACAGGCUUAGUGCUCGUGAGAUAACAAUGAAGGAUUGGAAGUUCACAAGGAUGAUGAAACAGUCGCAAUUGCAGUUUACUGAAGAUCAAUUGCUUAAGCUUCUUGGAAGGCUCGGCGACCAGGGAUGUUGGAGGCAGGCCAUGGAGGUUGUGAGAUGGAUAUAUAGUAGAAAGGAGCAUAUACAUUACAAAAGCAGGUUUGUGUAUACCAAGCUUCUAGCAGUUCUUGGAAAGGCAAGGAAACCCCAUGAUGCUCUCAGAAUUUACGAGCAAAUGCGUGGGGAUUGCCACAUCUAUCCAGACAUGGCUGCUUACCAUAGUAUAGCUGUUACUCUUGGUCAAGCUGGGAUGGUGAGGGAGCUCAUGAGCAUUAUUGAGCGUAUGAAGGAAAAGCCUUCUAAAUAUAUAAAGAAUGCGCGUUCCAAGAGCUGGAAUCCCACCCUUCAACCUGAUAUAGUAGUAUACAAUUCUGUACUGAAUUCUUGUGUCCCGUCUCAUCAUUGGAAGGGGGUUUCAUGGGUCUUUGAGCAAUUGAGGAAGUCUGGGUUAAACGGUAAUAGUGCUACAUAUGGUCUGGCAAUGGAGGUGAUGCUACGUUCUUCUAAGUACGACCUGGUGCAUGAGCUGUUUCAGAAAAUGACAAAGAAUGGCAAGUCUCCAAAUGCUCUUACAUACAAAGUUCUUGUCAGAACGUUCUGGAAGGAAGGUAAAGUUGAUGAAGCUGUGCAUACAGUGAGGGACAUGGAACAAAGGGGGAUAAAGGGAUCAGCUAGUGUGUAUUAUGAACUAGCUUGUUGUCUUUGCAACAAAGGAAGGUGGCAAGAAGCAAUGAUGGAGAUUCAGAAAUUGAGAAAACUGCAGCUUUCAAAACCAUUGGCUGUGACUUUCACUGGCAUGAUCAUGUCUUCUAUGGACGGUGGAUGUAUUGAUGAUUGCGUAUCUAUUUUUGAUCACAUGCUAGAUCAUUGUCCUCCAAACAUUGGAACUGUAAACGCCAUGCUAAAGGUUUAUGGGAGAAAUGAUAUGUUCUUGAAGGUUAAGGACUUGUUUGAGAAAGUGAAAGACGGAUACAAAGCUUUCUUGGGUGACGGUGACUCUCCUCUAAUCCCAGAUUUGUACACGUAUGGAGCAGUGCUUGAAGCAUCAGCCUACGCACAACAAUGGGAGUACUUUGAGUAUGUUUACAAGGAAAUGUGUUUUUCAGGACACCAGAUUGAUCAGGGAAAACAUGCAGCACUCCUUGUUGAGGCAUCGAAAGCAGGGAAGUGGCAUUUAUUGGAGCAUGCCUUUGAAACAACCCUGGAGACUGGAGAAAUCCCACAUCAGAUGCUGUUCACUGAAAUGGUCUGCCAGGCAAUGUUUCAGGAUGAUUAUGGAAAAGCUGCUAAACUUAUCAACUCAAUGGCUCAUGCUCCAUUUCAAUUGAAUGAGAAGGAUUGGACCGAGCUUUUUGAAAAGAACAAGGAUAGGAUAAGUGAUGAACACCUUAAGAAAUUAUCCAUUACGCUUUGUGAAAGUGAGUUGUCUAAUGAAUCCACGGCCUCUGAACUGCUUAAAGCUUUGCAUUCUAUUUGUAGAAAGAAUACACUAUCUAUUGCUGGACAUCAAGAACUGCUGAAUGAAGGUUUCAACCCAGAUAAGUUAAUUGUUGGCCAAUCUAAUGAUGGAAAACGCGGUAUGAAGGCGUAUAAUGCUGUUUGUUCAGAUUAUGAUUCUGAUCAAGAUGAUGAAGUGAGCUCGUUUAACAAGUCAUCUAGCUUUGUUGAGAUGGCUUCUGAUGAAGCUGCUUGUGUGCAUUCACAUAGUCUAGAUGAUUCUGACGAAAUGGUACCGUUUGAUGAUUCUGAUUCUGAUUCUGAAGACAGUUAUUUAGAUGAUGAUCCCGAGUUACCCUCAGCAGAUGAAAUUUUGCAAUCUUGGAAGAAAUUAAGGACAAAGGAUUCCACAAGUUCCCUUCUAGAGUUUUAGUUUAAGUUUUUACUUUUCUACCGGAUAAUGAUCUCAAUGGUUUACCUUCUGUAUAUACUGUAUUGCUGUGUGGGAUAUUCGGCAAGUGAUAUAAACCAAUGUUAAAUGUUCAUAAUCAGCACCAAUUUUCUGCA